AGGAAAUUACAAUAAAGAAGAAGGAAAAAAAAUGGCGACGCGAAAAAACACGUUGGCUUCUCCUGUUCAAUAUGUUCAAAUUGAUGGCUUGGUGGUGUUGAAAAUGAUCAAACACUGUCAAGAAGAAGGUGCCGGAGGCACGGAUCUCGUCCAGGGUGUUCUACUUGGUCUUGUUGUAGACAACAGGUUGGAGAUCACAAACUGUUUUCCAUUCCCUAAGCAUACAGAAGAGGAAGAAUUUGAUGAACUUCAGUACCAGAUGGAAAUGAUGCGUAAUCUGCGACACAUGAACAUUGACCACCUUCACGUGGGUUGGUAUCAGAGCACCUACUUUGGCUCGUUCAUCAACAGGCCACUGCUAGACUCGCAGUUCAACUACCAGCACUCCAUAGAAGAAUCGGUCGUGCUCAUAUAUGAUCCCCUGAAAUCAACUCAAGGUUUCCUCUGUCUGAAAGCAUACCGCCUGACCCCGGAGAUGAUGGAGUUCUAUGCCCAGGGUGACUUUUCCCCAGAGAGCAUCAGCAAGAAUGGCAUCAGCUUUGAGAAAAUGUUUGAUGAAAUUCCGGUGGUUUUGAAAAAUUCACAUCUCGUCAACGCACUUUUGUGUGAAGUCGAAGAAAAGAUGUCGUCUGUUCCACAGUUCAAUUUUUUUGACUUGGCUACCAGUGCCAUGCUUGAAAAGUAUCUCCGUCAGUUGAUGGAAUCUGUAGAUGAUGUCGCCAUGGAUACAAAUAAAUACCUCAAUUUCCAGAGACAACACUACAGACAGCAACAAGCCAAGCAACAGCACAUUAUGAAGAGGCAACAAGAGAAUCAGCAGCGUCAAGCUAGAGGUGAUCCACCACUACCAGAAGAAGAUCUGAAUAAACUAUUCAAACCACUGCAGCCCCCACCGAGACUUGAUGCCCUGCUGGUGUCUGGACAGAUUGACAAUUACGCCGACCAGAUCUCAGAGUUCGCAGCUCAGAGUCUUGGAAAACUCUUUAUAGCAGAGAGUUUACAAGAUUCAAAUAAAACAACAUAGAGACACUCUGAAAAACUUAGAACAUCGUAAAUUAAAAAUUUAAAUUAAAAAGUGUAAAAUUUAGUGGAUUUUUAUAUAAAGACUUCGUCUGCAGACAUUGUAUGGAUUUAAUUGCAGUUGGUGAACUAUUGUAAUACUAAAGAUUUUGUUUAAGUGGUUAUAUCCAUGGAAAUCUUAACAGAUUUUUUAGCAUAUCUCCAUCAUCUUCAUAUUUGCGAUGACAUUGAAAAGAAUAUUUUAAAGCUUAUUUUAAUGGCAAACUAACUGAUAAUGGAUUUACAACCACAAGUCAAUUUAUAGUCAAAGUUGACGGUAUCAAAAUGGACAAAACAUCAAAACUUUGCAGGGUCAUGAAAAGUAGGGCAGGAUAUAGUCCUGUAUAAUUUUUUGGGUUGGCGCUAAAAUCUGAAAUUAAAAAAAAAUCCAAAUCACUGUAUAAUUAUGUGGUAACAAAAACCUGAUUAGAACACUUUUGGAUUGUGUUUAUUGGUGUCCAACGUAAAAUAAAAUUAAUAAGAAGAUAACCAUUCACAUUUGAUAAAAUACUCGUGUUUGCUAAUUCUAAGUUAUAACAAUUUCCUAUUGAUUUAUCCACUUUUUUUUCUUUCUUUUUUAUAAGCUGGCAGUAUUUUUUUUUGUAAUGCUUCAAAAGUAUUUAGGAAAAUCAGAAGGUUGAACUAGUUUUACGGGGGUUUACUCCCAAUAUUUAAAACAUUUUUUUUACUACAUAAUUGUGUUCUUUGGUCUGAGAAAAAAAAGAUGGCUGAACCAAAUAUCUUUCCUUCUGUAAAUAAUAAAGUGCCAACAAAUACA
Molecule: messenger RNA, 1837 nt
Organism: Gigantopelta aegis
Lineage: Eukaryota; Metazoa; Mollusca; Gastropoda; Neomphalida; Peltospiridae
Product: eukaryotic translation initiation factor 3 subunit H-B-like
Exons: 6
Coding region: 32-1024 (330 amino acids)
Cellular component (GO): eukaryotic translation initiation factor 3 complex; cytosol; cytoplasm
Molecular function (GO): protein binding; translation initiation factor activity; metallopeptidase activity
Source: RefSeq, a predicted model, not a curated record